This is a messenger RNA of Cylindrotheca closterium, 642 nucleotides long. The record is from the annotation of a GenBank genome assembly. NCBI's taxonomy places the organism in Eukaryota, Bacillariophyta, Bacillariophyceae, Bacillariales, Bacillariaceae.
AUGCCAACACUUUUACUCAGACGACAAGACCGACAGAAUGACUCAUCAGCCACCAUUCAAUGGAAUCCAAACGAUGACGCAGGCCCGUCGUUGGCUGCGGAACGGGCAGCUAUUCAACUGCUGGAGCAGCUUUCUCCAAGCAGCACCUUGGAUAGACGAUUGGUUUCAGCGCUCCAGUCUUAUCUGAUUGACUUUUACGAAUUUUGUGAGGACAAUUUUGACAGAGACGUUCAACACUACAAAGCUCGCAUGGUGGCCUCCCGUGGAGGUUCGGGGACCUCGUGUCCUCUCUGGCACAUUGACCAUGUCCCUAUUCGAUGGAUUCAAGCUUUGACUGGUCCUGGAUGUGAGCUCAUAAAAUCAGAAGAAGGAAUCAACUGGGAUGCUUUUGGUGAUGAUUCUGCGGAUGAACAAGACGUAUACAUGUCGGCAGAGGAACAGAACCAACUGAGGGUGGACUUGAACGUGGCAAGUAUAUACCAGGCCCAAACCAGCGAAGUUGCUCUUCUAGUGGGGGACCGAUGGAACGAGUUUUCUUCCCAGCAGCUGAAGCCAGUCGUCCAUCGUUCUCCAACAUCUAUACCCAUCUGGGAAAGGCGGCUUCUGUUGACCCAAGACGUUGUCAUCGACUCUUGCUACUAA